Molecule: messenger RNA, 1343 nt
Organism: Rhodofomes roseus
Lineage: Eukaryota; Fungi; Basidiomycota; Agaricomycetes; Polyporales; Fomitopsidaceae
Exons: 3
Coding region: 202-1173 (323 amino acids)
Source: RefSeq, a predicted model, not a curated record
GCCGCCACAAGUAACAGGACGCCACGAAGACUUAAUCACGUGACCGCGUCGGCACUGCUAUAUAUCAUUAUUAUUCAAUAUAUCAUCAGCGACCUCCUGUGUUCGACUUAGUUCGGAUUCAAGUUGCGCCACCCGCAGGUAGCACUCAUACGCCAUUCCUCGCCACCCACUGUCCGCCGUUUCAGCCUUCCCACGAUAUCUAUGGAACCAGCCCAAAUGUUCUCGACCUUGACCCUUAUGGGCGAUGAUCUUCCGCAGGCCAUCACACUGUCCAGGGCAGGCGACUUCCCUGCCUGUCAGUAUCACUCUGCACAUAGUACAUAUCGAGUUAGACUGGACUGGGAGCCGUCACCACGUCCGAAGGACGGCAGCCUCACUUUGAAGCUGGGGAAGCGCAUCGGUGACGGCAGAUCCGCCGUGGUAUACGCUGCCGAGGUUCUGACUACAUCGGAUGAGCACAACGUGCUCCGCCAUAACCUACUCCCGCCAGAAGAAACCCUCUGCGUCAAGAUUGCACGGCCCAAUCGCUGCCGCACGCUCGCACGGGAAUCCUGGGUCUACGAUCAGAUUUACCGGCGCGGCCACAUGCAGGGGAUCAUCGCGCCCCAUACCUACGGAUUUUUCACUGCCGACUUGUCUAGCCAGCAAUUAACAUUUCCACUCUGGAGCAGUCAAGACUUCACGCUGGAGCAUCAUCCCGCGGGGUCGCAAGAUGAUUCCACUCGUGAUGAUCGUCUGCCAGACGAUGAGGCAUUGGGCGUGCACAAACAUAGACCUGGUGGCAAAGAACUCUCGUCAUGGGAUAGCUGGAGGCCAGACCCUGAUGCACCACUGUUGGCCGUGCUUGUGAUGUCGCGCGGAGGGGCGACCUACACAGUCAAGGACGAUGCGGACGAAGCCAUGCAGGAAGACAUGUGCGCAAUACUCGACGAUUUAUCAGACAUUUAUUUGUGGCACACCGAUUUACGCUCGAACAACCUCGUUCGCGCGCCCUGUGGUACGAAGCCAUGCGAAAAGCACGGUCGUGUUCACACGUGGAACAUCAUAGACUUCGCCUGGACUGUUUGCGACGACAAAGACGGUGACCUGGACGAAUUGAAGUUGGUGACUAUACGAGAAUUGCAGCAAGGGUCGCACCAGGAAUAUUACUUUUGGACCGGUUUUUGUGGUUGAAUACAUACUGUCUGGUCAGCGUGAAUACCAAUCCUUCUCCUUGGCCGCCGCGGUUGGGUAGCGCAUCCACUGUGACUAGUUACGGCUCAAUCAGACCUGCGGGCGUGUACCACAUUCAUCAUGGUGAGUGAGAGUGCAUGCUAGCCCGACGGGCGACGAUGAUGUUCUCU